CCCUUCCAGUCCGGACACUUUCCCCCCCUUCCAGUCCGGACACACUUUCACCCCCUUCCAGUCCGGACACUUUCACCCCUUCCAGUCCGGACACUUUCACCCCCUUCCAGACCGGACACUUUCACCCCCUUCCAGUCCGGACACUUUCACACCCCCUUCCCGGUCCGGACACUUUCACCCCUUCCCGGUCCGGACACUUUCACCCCCUUCCGGGUGCCGGACACCUUUCACCCCCUUCCCGGUCCGGACAACUUUCACCCCCCUUCCCGGUCCGGACACUUACACACCCCUUCCCGGUCCGGACACUUUUAC
Molecule: messenger RNA, 312 nt
Organism: Staurois parvus
Lineage: Eukaryota; Metazoa; Chordata; Amphibia; Anura; Ranidae
Source: the annotation of a GenBank genome assembly